CACGACGACGACGACAUCUCCGCCGCCGCACCACCACGCAUAAUGGAGACUCCCGAGCUGCCCCAGGAUGCGCUCCAGCUCAGCGCCCUCGCCGCCCAGAACGCCACGGCGUCGCGCAGCCUCUUCGCCCACUCCCCCGAAAACCAGUACGCAAAGCGCCAGAAGCUCGACGACGCGUCCGAGGAUCCCCUUCUGAAGCGCCGCUUCCGCACAGAGUACGCCGACGUCGAGACCCUCCCGCCCUCAAUCACCGCCAAGUUGCCGACGAAACAACCCGGCAGAAAGGUCGCAAGGCCCGGCGCGCCCGGUCGCCCAGCUCCCAAGCUCCUCGAGGCUGCUCCAGGAUCCAAGGCCGUGUCGGCGCCUGCGUCCACGGCGAGCAACGAGCACCAGAACAUGAGUCUGGCGAUGAGGGGGAUGUCGGCUAUUCAACAACCGAAGCCGGAGUGGCACGCGCCGUGGAAGCUGAUGAGGGUCAUAUCCGGUCAUCUAGGCUGGGUGCGCAGUCUUGCUGUCGAGCCCGGCAACAAGUGGUUUGCCAGCGGUGCUGGUGAUCGCACCAUCAAGAUUUGGGACCUGGCGUCAGGAUCACUGAGGUUGACGCUUACCGGCCAUAUCAGUACCGUGCGCGGCCUGGCCGUGUCCCCCCGACACCCUUACCUAUUCUCCUGCGGUGAGGACAAGAUGGUCAAGUGCUGGGAUCUCGAGACGAACAAGGUCAUUCGCCACUACCACGGCCAUCUGAGUGGUGUCUACACCCUCGCCCUUCAUCCUACACUCGAUGUCCUAGUUACCGGUGGCCGAGACGGUGUCGCCCGAGUUUGGGACAUGCGCACCAGAAGCAACAUCCACGUCCUCUCGGGACAUACACAGACCGUCUCCGACCUCGUCUGCCAGGAGGCUGACCCUCAAGUCAUCACCGGCUCGCUCGACUCGACUGUGAGAAUGUGGGAUCUCGCUGCUGGAAAGACGAUGGGCGUCCUCACCCACCAUAAGAAGGGUGUUCGAGCCCUCGCCGUGCACCCUUCCGAGUUCACGUUUGCCAGUGGCAGCACCGGAAGCAUCAAGCAGUGGAAGUGUCCUGAGGGCGCUUUCAUGCAGAACUUCGAGGGCCACAACGCCAUCAUCAACACGAUGAGCGUUAAUGAGCAAAAUGUUUUCUUUUCUGGAGCCGACAACGGCUCCAUGAGCUUCUGGGACUGGAAGUCUGGUCACCGCUUCCAGUCACUCGACACCACCGCACAGCCUGGCUCACUGGACGCUGAGGCAGGAAUCAUGAGCUCAACCUUUGACCGCUCUGGACUGCGUCUAAUUUGCGGUGAAGCCGACAAGACAAGUAUUCUACUCAAUUCAAUCACAUUCUAUUAUUUACUAAUGAAAUCUAUAGUCAAAAUCUGGAAGCAGGAUGAAACUGCAACUGAGGAGACGCAUCCCUUGGACUGGAAGCCCACUCUGGGGCAUCGGAAGUUUUAGACACCAGCGAGGCUCCCAUCUAAUCAAUGUCCGGAUUGCUAAAUC
This is a messenger RNA of Ilyonectria robusta, 1518 nucleotides long. Its product is annotated as WD40-repeat-containing domain protein. Gene Ontology annotation, cellular component: catalytic step 2 spliceosome; Prp19 complex; precatalytic spliceosome. Gene Ontology annotation, molecular function: protein binding. The transcript is spliced from 2 exons. The record is from RefSeq and is a predicted model, not a curated record. NCBI's taxonomy places the organism in Eukaryota, Fungi, Ascomycota, Sordariomycetes, Hypocreales, Nectriaceae. The coding region runs from base 43 to 1473 and encodes 476 amino acids. Gene Ontology annotation, biological process: mRNA splicing, via spliceosome.